UAAUAUAUGAAGGGACACCUCACCCACUCCGUCCCGUUCUAAGCCCUCAGCCCCACAACCUCUUCCUCCUCCACCAAUUCCUCUCUCUCUCUAAAACGCCUGCUUUCGUUCUCUGUUGGAUUAUAUCUGAAGCCCAUUCAGCUUCCUAUUUAUUCAUCGCAGCCUCUCCUCCUUCGAAGAUUCCUCGUUCACCUGCUUCAUCCUCUGACAAAACCGUAGCUUUCCCUUUUUCUUUGUUCUCACCGCCCAGAAUUUUCAGGCGACAAAACGAAAUUUUCCUGUUUGGAACCUGUGUUUUGGGGUUGAAAUGUCGUCGUCUCUGAUCUCGAACCCGGUGACAAACACGGACCGGUCUCGUGACCCCUCCAAGAGGAGGAAGAAGAAGAAAGCUCAACUCAAGCAACAGCUAGAGGAACAAAAUAUUAAAUGGAAGUCGCCGGCUCAGCAACAAAUCUACUCCUCCAAGCUCCACCAAGCCUUGGCCAGAGUCAACCUCGGCUCCUCCGGUUCCUCAGCCGGCGACGCGCCCCGCCGCGGUAAAGCCGUCCGCGAAGCUGCUGAUAGAGUCCUGGCCGUCACUGCUAAGGGCAAGACCCGGUGGAGCCGAGCCAUCCUUACCAAUCGGCUUAAGCUGAAAUUCAGGAAGCACAAGAGACAGAGAAUCACGGCGGCGGCCGCUUCCCCUGCCCGGUCGAAGAAGCCUAGAGUGAGCGUUCUCCGGCUGAGGGGGAAGAGCUUGCCAACGGUUCAGAGGAAAGUGAGGUUUCUUGGCCGGCUGGUCCCCGGUUGCAGGAAACAACCGGUGCCGGUGAUAUUGGAAGAAGCGAUUGAUUACAUAUCGGCACUCGAAAUGCAAGUCCGAGCCAUGAGCACUCUCGCUGACCUUCUUUCUGGGUCAACUACUCCCGGCGCCGGCUCGAGUUCCUCGGCGCCACCCAGCUGAUGACACGACACUUUUGGCGUAUCUGCCAGUUGUCAUAUUUUUUUAAAAGAAUAUUAUUAUUAUUUGCCUCCCAUCUUCUUCCUGCUCUGUCUCUUGCAAGUAAAGCUUUCUGUUCAAAGUACAUAACCCUUCGGCAUCUGUUUUUCUCUCCGUCCGAUUCAUUCUCUCAUUCUUACCUUCAAACUUCCGUCUCCCCAUUUUUACUAUAUCUGUACGAUUGAAUCCAUACUCCCCAGUCACCACCAUGAAUUUAAUCCUCUUUCUUGUUCUGUAAUACUGUGAAUAAUAAUAAUAAUAAUAUGGUUUUGCAGCUUUACAAACAUUCUGAAAUUUAUCCCGACACGUGACAAGAAAUUCAUGACAAUGAAAUACAGGACGUUUGCAUUUCCCUUUGAA
Messenger RNA from Neltuma alba, 1339 nucleotides. RefSeq names its product transcription factor bHLH148-like. NCBI's taxonomy places the organism in Eukaryota, Viridiplantae, Streptophyta, Magnoliopsida, Fabales, Fabaceae. Gene Ontology annotation, biological process: regulation of DNA-templated transcription. Gene Ontology annotation, molecular function: protein dimerization activity. The transcript has 2 exons. The record is from RefSeq and is a predicted model, not a curated record. Bases 308 to 943 code for a protein of 211 amino acids.